Messenger RNA from Sipha flava (yellow sugarcane aphid), 4307 nucleotides. RefSeq names its product diacylglycerol kinase theta. NCBI's taxonomy places the organism in Eukaryota, Metazoa, Arthropoda, Insecta, Hemiptera, Aphididae. The transcript has 17 exons. Gene Ontology annotation, molecular function: ATP-dependent diacylglycerol kinase activity. Gene Ontology annotation, biological process: intracellular signal transduction; lipid phosphorylation; diacylglycerol metabolic process. Bases 1175 to 3922 code for a protein of 915 amino acids. The record is from RefSeq and is a predicted model, not a curated record.
UCGUCGUGUGCGUGUGCACUUGUAUGCGUGGCGUUUGCGCGCGAGUGUCCGUCCCCGUGCGCUUGUGAGUGUGCCGUCUGCGCGAGCGCGUGCGAGAAUGUGCGGAGUGUGACGCGCGGCGCGCGAUAAUCCAACGACGGAGACCACGGCCGGUGCGCUCGUCCUGCGUUAGUCGUGCCGCGACGAUGGAAUACGGGCCAGAAAUAACGUGAUCAUCCGCGCGGCCCCGUGGGCGAUCGCAGUCGCGUUUUACAUAUCGUUAUAUUAUUAUUGUUGUUAUUAUUAUUAUUAUUAUUAUUAUAUUAUUAUUUUCCGUGUUAUAUUUUCGUUCGUUAUCAUAUUUUCUCGGUGCCGCGAUCACGCCUGCAGCGUGUGCGCGCGCGCGUGCGCUUAUGUGUGUGUGUGAGUGAUCGUGUGUGUAUGUGUGUGCGUGCGCGCCAGCGAACGUGAGUGUGUGUACGUCAACGAGGGCGCGUGAGUGUGUGUGCGUGCCGCGGCGGGUACGUCUCGCCUCGUCGUCGUCAUCGUCGACCUCUUCGUCUUCGGCGGAUCGCGCCGCACGACACACGUACACAACGUAAACGGACGUCGACCGUAGUGCCGAUCGCACGCGGCGGCGGUGGUGCGGACGGUGUGUGGUGGUGGUGGUGGUGGUGGUCGGUGGACAGUGGUGCCGUCCGCGUACGCACAUACGGGCUCCGUUGUCCCGCACGGACGCGUCGCGCACCACGUUACACGCUACACGUACACCGCGCCGCCGGUGGUGGCCGUGGUGGUAGUGGUGGCGGCCGCGACAUAUUAUCCGCGCCGCGACCCGUUCGCCGUGUUCCGAAAUUCGCGCUGCCGAACGAUGUAACGCAUCAAACUCGAACGCACGCGAACCGUAAUACCCGCGGCACGACCGUUUGAUAUUACGACAUCGUCGCCGUCGUUGCCGGUGCCGGUGUCGGUGUCGUCCGUGUCGUCGUCGUCGGUGUCGUCGUCGUCGUCGUCGUCGUCGUCGUCUCGCGUGCGUAAACAGUGUGUGCGUGUGUGUGGCGUGCGCGGUGCAGUAGUGACGUGUUUGCCGACCGGGUUUCGGCACAUAUAGGAAAUCUGGCUGGGACGGACGCGGCCGGGCGCCGGUGCGGGUGGCGGUGGGGAAGACGGCGGCGGCGGCAGUACUGCUCGCACAAUGGCGGACUGCCGAGGGCACGUAUUCACCAAGAAAACCUUCCACCUACCGGCCUACUGUCACAAUUGCACCAAUUUACUGUGGGGCGUCGUGACGCAGGGCAAUUUCUGCACAGUAUGUAAUUAUAUAGCUCACGAAAGUUGCCUAAAAAAACCCGGCAUAUCACCUUGCCAUAGUCUAGCAGCUAGUUUAAUUAAGAAUCCAGUAUCACAUUGUUGGUCCGAACCAAUAAGAAUUAGAAACCAAAGAUGUUGUAAUGUUUGCCGUAAAAAAAUCGAUGGUCGUACCUUCAGCGUUACUUGUGAAAUUUGUCAUUACUACACCCAUGUCGAUUGUAUAUCGUCGGCAGUCGCCGAUUGUAAAGAAACAGCUACUUAUCACCCUGGAAAAUUAUUGGAUUCCGUGCAUCAUGAACAUCAUUGGAGAGAAGGAAAUCUUAGACCAGGUGCAGUGUGUUAUGCUUGUGUCAAGCCAUGUUGGACCACAGACUGCCUGGCUGGAUUUCGUUGUGAAUGGUGUGGUAUUACGGCCCACGCAACAUGUCGCAGUCAAAUACCGUUCGAAUGUGAUUUUGGUAUUCUUGGUCCAAUAUACUUACCACCUCAUGCAGUCAGCAUUCCACGAACUGAAGUGCCAAUGGAAUCAAUUAUUGGGGUACAAGUGCGCAGAAAAGAAAAAGCUACGCCUCGGAGUAUAUCGAUUGAAUUUAGCAGUGGUGAGAGUAAAACUAAAGACGUGGAAGAUGAGGAAAUGUAUGAAAUUGAAAAAAUUAAAGAAGAUAAAAAUGAAGAAUUAGUUAAAGUUUACGACGGUGAUGCAUCAUAUUUAAAACAUACCAGCUUCACGGUAAAAGUUCCAAAAGCAGUAAAAACUGAGACGCUCAUUUCUACAAUACUUCAAUCAUUAAAUAUCUCUCAAUCUGCAGAAAACUUUUAUUUGACUGACGCAUAUGGUUUAAAUGAACCAAUUUUGGAAGAUCCUAAUCCAAUAAAUAAUGUUACUAGAUUAGGAGGCAAGAAGCCUGCUGUUUUUCUACGGCUAAAGCAAGACAGUCAUGGUGGUUUAGUAAGAGUUUAUCCUGGCCGUCUUCAGACUGAUAUACCAUUUUGCGUGGUUUCUGUUGAUAGACAAACUACAGCUAAAGAUCUGAUUGUUGAGUCUUUAUCUCGGUUCGGUUUUACUUCGCACAAUUCAACUGACUAUAGACUCAGUCAACUUCUGUUGGAACAUGGAGUGACGGAACGAGUACUUGAUUUUGAUGAAAAACCAUUAGAUAUAAUAAAAAAUAUUGGACAAGAAUCUCUUAGACAAAUGGAAUUAAUGCGAUUUUAUUUGCAACUUAAACAGGAUCCUCAUGGACCUAAUAUCGCCUUAUUUGUUGGAAAUUUACCAACAAAUUUAUCUCAACGAACUUAUGAAAAUAUUUUAAUGACUUUCUUAGGAGAAGAUUGCAGAUUUAUAACUAUUGGACCAAUUUAUUACGAAUACGGCUCAUUGGUUAUCAUGUACAACGAGACAAAUAUUGCAGUAAAUGCCAUGUACCUCCUUAGAGGUGCUGAAUAUGAACACAAACAUCUAUUAGUUAUGUUAUUACCAAACAUUGAUCCAAUAAUGGUACCAGCAGAAACACAGCCAUUAUUAGUAUUUGUAAAUGUCAAGUCGGGUGGCUGUCAAGGUUUAAGCUUGAUAUCCAGUUUUCGAAAAUUGCUUAAUCCUUAUCAAGUAUUCGAUUUGGGAAAUGGAGGACCACUUCCUGGGUUGUACGUGUUUAGACACAUUAGAGAUUAUAAAAUUCUCGUUUGUGGUGGUGAUGGUACGAUUGGCUGGGUGCUUCAGUGUUUAGAUAACGUGGGUCAAGAUAGUGAAUGUUCAUCACCGCCAUGCGCUAUUGUUCCAUUAGGCACUGGCAAUGAUCUAGCUCGUGUAUUGAAAUGGGGUGCCGGGUACAAUGGUUCAGACGAACCUAUACAUUUAUUAGAGGAUGUAAUAGAAGCAGAAAAAAUACGAUUAGACAGAUGGACUGUGGUCAUUCACCACGAAGAUAGAGCAGACGGCCGACCAAUUCACGUACCUAACUCAGUUGGAAUGAGUGAAGAUAACACUCAAAUUUUUGUGAUGAAUAAUUACUUUGGAAUUGGCAUUGAUGCUGAUUUAUGCCUUGCAUUUCAUAAAGCUCGAGAAAAAAAUCCAGAAAGAUUUAACAGCCGAAUUGGUAACAAGAUUGAAUACUUAAAUGUUGGAUUGAGGAAAAUUAUCCAUCCACCUUGUAAAAAUCUGCAACAUGGCGUUCGUUUGGAAGUAGAUGGAAAACUGGUCGUACUUCCUCAACUCGAAGGACUUAUCAUUUUAAAUAUUUUGAGUUGGGGAUCAGGAGCUAAGCCAUGGGGUCGAAACUGCAACGAAGAACAAUUUUCCACACCUAACCACUGGGAUGGUAUGCUGGAGGUUGUGGCCGUAUCUGGAGUAGUUCAUUUAGGACAAAUCCAAACAGGUCUUCGAUAUGCUAAAAGAAUAGCUCAGGGUGGACAUGUUAAAAUUCAUUUAACUAAUGAAGUACCCGUGCAAGUUGACGGCGAACCUUGGGUACAAGGACCAGGCGAAUUAGUGAUUCUCAAAUCGGCUUUAAAAGCAACUAUGCUUAAAAAAGUAAAACGCACAGAACGGAAGCAAACCUCACGCACUCGAGCUGUUAGAUAUAUGGCUAAUUUGCAAGCGGUGGCAUCUAUUAAUGGCAGGGAAAACGAAUAAAUCUAAAAACCUUAAUUCCUUUCAAUAACCUAUCCCACGGCAGAAUGCAAAUUGUCAAACUGGUUAUCAAAUAUUAUAUCUGUGUUAUUCAUGCAUUUGAUCAUUAUUAUAGGUAACUAAAAUUAAAAAAUGAAACAUUAAUUGUAGAAUCAAAAAUAUCAUAUAGGAGCUCUGACGCUCUGUUUUAUAUCCUGAAUAUUGCUUACCAACUUACAGACUGUAAUUUUAGUACUAUAUAUGUACUUCUCUCCCAAGGACCCUAUUUUAAAAACACGUAAACGGUAUACAAACUCUAUAUAAAGUUUGUGUACGAUAUUAUGUUUAUUUUUUAUAAUAGGGCCCAUAUACUAAUAAAUCGAAGUAAUAUAAUAUCUAUUUAGAUCUG